Molecule: messenger RNA, 2271 nt
Organism: Macadamia integrifolia
Lineage: Eukaryota; Viridiplantae; Streptophyta; Magnoliopsida; Proteales; Proteaceae
Product: SNF1-related protein kinase catalytic subunit alpha KIN10
Exons: 11
Coding region: 306-1850 (514 amino acids)
Biological process (GO): intracellular signal transduction; protein phosphorylation
Molecular function (GO): protein serine/threonine kinase activity; ATP binding; protein binding
Source: RefSeq, a predicted model, not a curated record
CUAAAAUCUCAAAAAACGAAACUAAUCCCAAUCGAAAACGAAGAACUUCUGCGUUUUCACCUUGGCACCUUCUCACCUUCUCAGUUUCUGUGGCUUUGGAACCCUAGGUUCUUGCCCCCUUUCUUCUUCUCCAUCUGGACGUCCCAUUCGAGCGGUGAGUUCCCAAUCGAGUGGCGUCUCCGUUCCCAAAGGGUAUUACUGCCCCCCCAAUCAAGAGCUGAUUCUUCAGAUUUGUCCCCGUAUUGUAGGAGAAAACUGAGAGCUGAUUCUUCAGAUUGGCAUCCAAACAAGGAAUCAGCAGACAAAUGGAUGGACCAAGUGGGAAAGGAGGCAGUAGUGUGGAUAUCUACUUGCCGAACUAUAAACUUGGUAAAACUCUUGGAAUUGGUUCAUUUGGCAAGGUAAAAAUCGCAGAGCAUGCAUUGACGGGCCACAAAGUUGCGAUCAAAAUCCUUAAUCGUCGAAAGAUAAAAAACAUGGAAAUGGAAGAAAAAGUGAGACGAGAAAUAAAAAUAUUGAAACUAUUCAUGCAUCCUCAUAUCAUACGACUUUAUGAAGUUAUAGAGACACCGACAGAUAUUUAUGUUGUGAUGGAGUAUGUAAAGUCAGGGGAGCUGUUUGAUUACAUUGUAGAGAAGGGAAGGUUGCAAGAGGAUGAAGCUCGCAAUUUUUUUCAGCAGAUAAUUUCUGGUGUGGAGUACUGCCACAGAAAUAUGGUGGUUCAUCGAGAUCUUAAGCCAGAGAAUCUGCUUUUGGAUUCCAAAUGCAAUGUUAAGAUUGCCGAUUUUGGCUUGAGCAAUGUCAUGCGGGAUGGUCACUUCCUGAAAACAAGCUGUGGAAGUCCAAACUAUGCUGCCCCUGAGGUUAUUUCUGGGAAACUAUACGCUGGGCCUGAGGUUGAUGUUUGGAGCUGUGGUGUAAUCUUGUAUGCCCUUCUUUGUGGUACCCUUCCUUUUGAUGAUGAAAACAUUCCUAACCUAUUCAAGAAAAUAAAGGGUGGAAUAUAUACUCUUCCAAGUCAUUUAUCGGCUGGAGCAAGGGAUUUGAUCCCUAGAAUGCUUGUAGUAGACCCAAUGAAGCGAAUGACUAUUCCUGAAAUCCGUCAGCAUCAAUGGUUCCAAGCUCAUCUUCCCCGCUAUUUAGCUGUGCCUCCACCUGAUUCAAUGCAACAGGCGAAAAAGAUUGAUGAAGAUAUUCUUCAGGAAGUAGUGAAGAUGGGAUUUGACAGGAACCAACUGGUUGAGUCUCUUCGCAACAGAAAAACAAAUGAUGGUACUGUUGCAUAUUAUCUGUUGUUGGACAACAGGUUCCGGGUUUCUAGUGGCUAUCUUGGAGCUGAGUUUCAGGAGUCAAUGGAAUGCAAUUUCACACGUAUGCAUCCAGGUGAAGCUGCAUCUUCAGCCAUUGGGCAUCGUCUGCCGGGAUAUGUGGAGCAUCAGGGAAUUGGCUUAAGAACCCAGUUCCCUGUUGAGAGGAAAUGGGCUCUGGGACUUCAGUCUCGAGCUCAUCCUCGUGAGAUAAUGACUGAGGUUCUGAAAGCUCUUCAAGCACUGGAGGUGUGUUGGAAAAAGAUUGGCCACUACAACAUGAAGUGCAAAUAUCCUCGCUAUCCGGGCAGUUCUGAAGGCAUGGUCAACAGUGCAGUGCAUGGUAACCAUUACUUUGAGGAUGAAUCUGCUAUUGUGGAGAAUGAUGGGGUUAUUAGGCAAACAAAUGUAGUCAAGUUUGAGUUGCAGCUCUACAAGACUCGUGAGGAGAAGUAUCUGCUUGAUCUGCAAAGGGUGAACGGGCCUCAGUUCCUGUUCCUGGAUCUCUGUGCUGCUUUCCUUGCUCAGCUUCGGGUCCUCUGAUGGUUAGGGUCAUAUAGAUUAGAUAUUUACCCAGGAAGGUCGUAUGAUGCUUGUGAAUAAUGACGAACACUGUAUAUUCUGACUUGUUAGAUUUAUAUUUUCAUCAGCUAUUGUCUAGUUCCUAGGCAUGCUUUGAUUGCCUAUUUCUCAACUUUGUUAACUAUGGUCUUCCCCAAUUGUACCAGCUCUGGGGAACGUCUUUGAAUCAGUAUGGAACCUUGGUAAUAGCUACGAAUGUGACUAUCAAAUAUCGACUAUCGAGAUUCGCAGGGAAGGAUGGUUAAACUGUACAUCAGCUUGAUAUCUUACGUAUGGUUGAGAUUAAUACCGCCGGCUGACAUUGCCACCCUUGAAGGUGCUUAACUGUUUUGUAUUUUUAUUUAUAUUAUUUUAUAUCUAUCUGUUUAAUUUCACAUGGUAA